AUCCGCUCUUGUUCAAUCCCUUUCUCUAUGGCUGCGCGGUGAUCUCGUAGCCUGUCGUUCCCUGGGGCUGCUCAAGGCUACAUCUCGUGUCGGCAGCAGCAGACCGUUUGCCGCUCGAUUGCAAGCACGCGUGUAGUCAGCUCGCACCCAUUUCGAAGAUGACGGACACGACUUACACGUUGUCUGGUUUCGGAGGCUUCCUGGAGCGGCGACGCGUCACCUUCGUCGAGCCGCUGCCCGCCAUUCGAGUGUGCAGCAUCUGCGGCCUUGUCCCCUCCAGCACUCGGCUUCUUGCCUGCGGCCACGUCUUGUGCGACGGGCCCUGCGGCCGCCAGGUUCAGGCAGCGGCUUCCUGCCCUCUACACGGCCGCGCUGUCCCGAUAUCCAGCGUCGUGCCCCUCAAGUUCGAGCAGUCUGAACUGGAGCAGCUUCUCGUCCGUUGCCUCAACGGCCCCGACAACUGCACCUUCGUCGGCAAGCUGAACGAGCUCGAGGAUCACCUGUCCGCGUGCGAAUGCGACGCAGUCGAGUGCCCCAAGUGUGGUGAACGGGUGUGCCGAAACGAGGCAGCAAGCCACUGCGAGACGUGCUGUGACUCGGCUACUUCCACGACCGGGGACGCGAGUGGGACGAGCGGUUGCUCCGCCGUCGAAGAGCUUACGCGAAUGAAGCAAGACCUCGAGAAGCUGCGUGAGAUCGUCUCCAAAGAAGAAACAGUAAAGGUCGCUCUCGUCAACGAGAUGAACUCCCUAGCAGACCGCGCAGGGCGCUUCGAGGCUCAGCUGAUGUCUGUGGCUAAGGAAAUCGCCGACUUGAAGCGUCCGUUACCUGAAGGAGCUACGAACAGGGAUUUUCCACAUGCACUUCGCCGCGGUGCCAGCGGUCGUGGUUGCGCAUUAACAUUGUACAAGCUUGGCGAACUGAAUUCCCGGCCUGGUUUGGAAGUGCACAGCGAACUGUGCACGCUGCAAGGCUACAUCUUUUGUGUGUCGUGCACGGCACACGAAAAGAAUUAUAAAUUCUGGCUGACUUUAUGCAGCGGUCCUUGGGACGACUUCGUGGAGUGGCCUUUCGCAAAAUGUGUCACGUUGACACUAGCGCAUCCCGAGGACAAAAGGAAGGACAUCCGGCUUUCAACAGUUCCAUCGAGCCAGGAACGUUGCUGCAAUGGGAAACCACGACUAGGCAGUUAUAACGGCCACAUACAGCUCGAGGAGGUAGGACAACAGCAGUUAUACGAUGGCAAUUACCUACUCAACGGAAACCUGAAUAUAAUCGUCGAAUUCAUGCAAUAACUGGUGACUGUAUCACCGGGUAGAGGCGACUGUUGUGGUCUGCGUUUGCGAGGCUCUGCGACAGGCUUGAUGCACUAACUGUGCUUCAAGUGGCAUCAAUAAAAUAUCAAAAAAGCAA
Molecule: messenger RNA, 1413 nt
Organism: Dermacentor andersoni
Lineage: Eukaryota; Metazoa; Arthropoda; Arachnida; Ixodida; Ixodidae
Biological process (GO): regulation of canonical NF-kappaB signal transduction
Cellular component (GO): cytoplasmic side of plasma membrane; plasma membrane signaling receptor complex
Molecular function (GO): zinc ion binding; tumor necrosis factor receptor binding
Source: RefSeq, a predicted model, not a curated record